AUGAACUCGUUCCUACGUGGAUCGAUGAACUAUGUCUGGUGUACGACCAGUGUACUGGGCAAGGGUUCGACGGGGGCCGUCUUCCAGGGGGUCAACAAACACAACGGUGAACCGGUGGCGGUCAAAACGUUCAACCAGCUCAGCCACAUGCGACCGCAGGACGUGCAGAUGCGUGAGUUUGAAGUGCUGCGGAAGGUGAAUCACAACAACAUCGUCAAGCUGCUGGACAUCGAGGAUGACCAGGAGGGACGGGGCAAGGUCAUUGUGAUGGAACUGUGUACGGGUGGCAGUUUGUUUAACAUACUGGACGAUCCUGAAAACACGUACGGAUUGCCACAGAAGGAGUUCCUGCUGGUGCUGGAGCAUCUUUCCGCUGGGAUGAAACAUUUGCGUGAUAACAAUCUGGUACAUCGGGAUUUAAAGCCGGGCAACAUCAUGAAGUACAUCUCCGAGGAUGGACAAACGGUGUACAAGCUGACGGAUUUCGGAGCUGCUCGGGAGUUGGGCGAGAAUCAACAGUUUGCUUCCCUGUACGGUACGGAAGAAUAUCUUCAUCCAGAUAUGUACGAACGUGCCGUACUUCGGAAGUCGAUCAAUCGUAGCUUCACGGCCAAUGUGGAUCUGUGGUCGAUCGGUGUUACACUGUACCACGUAGCGACGGGCAAUCUACCGUUCCGGCCGUACGGUGGACGCAAAAACAAGGAAACGAUGUAUCAUAUCACAACCAAGAAAGCUCCGGGUGUUAUUUCCGGUACCCAAACGAGCGAAAAUGGACCAAUCGAAUGGUCGAAACAUCUACCGGCUCACUGUCAGCUGAAGGAAGGGUUGAAGCAACUCGUCACCCCACUGAUGGCCGGACUGCUCGAGGAAAGUCAGGGCCGUAUGUGGUCGUUUGAUAAGUUUUUUCUCGAGGUGCAAAACAUUCUCAACAAAACGGUGCUUCACAUAUUCUACGUUAAUCGGGCGACCUCGAUCGAGGUGUACCUGGAACCGGAACAGACGCUUGUCCAUCUGCGGGAACAUAUACUGGCGCAGACCGAUGUACCGCAGGCUUCGCAACUGUUGCUGCUAGACAAUGAACUGUUUGCUACGAAGGUGGACGCCAACACUAGUGCACGCGGCUAUCCACCGACGGACGCCAGCAAUCCGGUGAUGCUGUUCAACAUCGAAAACUAUAACGUUAUUCUACCGACUGAAUGGGAUCUGCCCAAAUUCCCUACAUUCCCGAACGGCAUUUCGGUGGAGAACGAUGCGAGCCUGGCGAAGGUGGCCUGUAGCGUGGGGCACGAGUGUAAAAGGCGGGUCGAAAGCUUGUCCCUGCUCGAUACACUGAUGAACAAAUCGGUGCAUCAGUUUUCCGGCUUUUUGGCCGGUUUUCUAGUAAAGUUACUUAAACGAACCCGCCACUUGGAGGAUAUUGAAGGAUUAAUCUCGGAACUUGCGAAGAUGUUUGAAGUUGCCGCAUCCAAUCACGAAACAUACCAAAAAUUAGGCACAACCAUAUACGCAAGCUACGAAAAGCAAAAGACAGAUUUUCAGCGUGUUUCCGAACCGAUCCAGCAGCUGUACGGACGCUUCGUUAAGGAAGAAUCGCUCGUGCGCGAAUGGAACUCGGGCUAUCGAGCGUUGCGCACACCGAACAAAAACCGGGACAGUGAAAAGGCUAAAUCACUCGUCGAUCGGCUACGCGACUCCUGGCAGCAUAUGUUGCGUGAUCGUGCCACACGCUCGCUUACUUACAAUGACGAACAGUUCCAUGUGUUGGAGAAGGUUAAAAUCGCGGAAACGGGUAAACGGCUAAAAACACUCCUGAACGAUGGUGUUCGGCAGGCGGUCGAACAGGAAGCUGAAUGUUUGGCCGAUUGGUACAAAAAAGCGCAAACGAUCUUCCUGCAGACCCAGUUCCUCAUGAAGGACGUCGGUGCGUACGUGGACGCGCUGUACGAUUUGCGCGAACAGUUAAAACAGCACCGGGAAGAUUUGAAGGAAGAGAUCAGCACGGACGGUGAGGUGUCGAAGACGAUCGCGGGCAAAUCGAUACCACCGACCACGACGUCUACCGCAACGGCAACGAUCCCGAUCGUGGGUGAGAUGGAUGGCAGUGAGAAGGGGCUAACGGCGCGCCAGAAUCAGCUUAAAGUGAUGUGCUUCGUGAACAUGUACAACCAAAUCAAAGAGGUAAAGAAAAUGCUUCAACAAAACAGUGAUAUACUGGCGGCAACGCAAGGAUUGCUUCCCGACACCGGUGAUAGGACUGCAACGUAG
Molecule: messenger RNA, 2265 nt
Organism: Anopheles maculipalpis
Lineage: Eukaryota; Metazoa; Arthropoda; Insecta; Diptera; Culicidae
Gene: IKKepsilon
Product: inhibitor of nuclear factor kappa-B kinase subunit epsilon
Exons: 5
Coding region: 1-2265 (754 amino acids)
Biological process (GO): peptidyl-serine phosphorylation
Cellular component (GO): cytoplasm
Molecular function (GO): protein serine/threonine kinase activity; ATP binding
Source: RefSeq, a predicted model, not a curated record